AUGACAAAUUUGGAAAUAUUUGUAUCGUCACCAGCAAGAAGAAAUGUCACUUAUAAAUGUCGUAUAACACGAGACAAGAAGGGAGUCGAUCGCGGUAUUUAUCCAACCUAUUAUCUACAUCUUGAAAAGGAUGAAGAAAAAAGGAUUUUCCUUUUGGCUGCACGAAAAAGAAAAAAAAGUACCACAGCUAAUUAUUUGAUUUCAAUUGAUCCAACCGAUUUGAGACGUUAUGGCAAUUCUUUCGUCGGAAAAGUCAGAUCAAAUGCUUUGGGUACACAAUUCACAUUGUAUGACAACGGUGAAAAUCCGAAAAAAUCAUGGGUUAUCGGUGAUUCCGUAAGACAGGAACUUGGAGCUGUCAUUUAUGAUACCAAUGUCCUUGGUUUCAAAGGUCCACGUAAAAUGACUGUUUUAAUACCCGGAAUCUGCGAUGCUGAAAAUUAUCGACGUCAAGAAAUUCGACCUCUAUUAGAACAACAGUCUAUUCUUGAGAGGUGGAAAAAUCGAAAAGCGGAUGAUUUGAUAGCUAUGCAUAAUAAAAGCCCUGUUUGGAACGAAGAUACCCAAUCAUACGUUCUUAAUUUUCAUGGUCGCGUUACUCAACCAUCAGUGAAGAAUUUUCAAAUUAUCCAUGACGCUGACCCCAAGUAUAUCGUAAUGCAAUUUGGUCGAAUUGGUUAUGAUGCAUUUACGAUGGAUUUUCGCUAUCCAUUAUCGGCAAUACAAGCAUUCGGUAUUGCUAUGACCAGUUUUCACGGCAAAAUCGCCUGUGAAUAA
Molecule: messenger RNA, 777 nt
Organism: Cercopithifilaria johnstoni
Lineage: Eukaryota; Metazoa; Nematoda; Chromadorea; Rhabditida; Onchocercidae
Source: the annotation of a GenBank genome assembly